AUGGCGAUGCAAAGUGGAAUAGGCCUUUCCAAGAUUCUCAUCUUGAUCGGAGCAGGUAUCCGUGGCCAAAUGCCUUCUUUCGUGCUUAUUUUACCUGUCUAUUGGUGGUAUCUCAGGGUUUUCCUCGUUCAAUUGGCAGGGUAUACUGGCUCGAUCGUGUUGCGAAACGGGAAGCUGUCUGACAUUCUAGGCGAUGUACAGGUACGACACCAUCCUGAACGGUGAUCCCUUCAUAGAAUGGAUGAUGCUCAUUCUUGCCUAGGAUCAUCUGAAUUUAUUUUCGUUUACUACAGGUUCUAGUCAAGGGACUGGAAAAUUCCAAGGAAUCAUCCCACAAAGAUUCUGAGUCCUCUCAUCUCUCUAAUCAGGUAUUUCAUCGCCACUGUUAAUCACUUGAAUUCCGUGGUCACUUCAUGGCAAUCUAGAAUUUUUGCACUUUGUACCUAGAAUAGGCUAAUGGAAAUUUUCAUUGUCAUGGUAUAGUAGCUAAUUAUGUAUCAGUCUUUAUUCAUCAUUUAUAAAAUAGUUACUAAAAAUUUGAGUUGGUUUUGGAAAUUUGAUAAAUGAAACAUGAUUUCCCCUGGCUUGAAAUGGCUUCUCCAAUGAUUCUAAUUUAAAUAUAUAAUCCGUCAUUCUUUUAUUUUGGAAGGGGGCUGUUUUCGGUUGUUAGAAACAGGAAGGUUAGCGACGAAGUUAUCUUAUUCUAGAUCGAACCGUAAUUUCGUUUUCUUCUGAGUUCAUGAUGUGUCAGUGAACUUGAAAUCAUGAUUGACCAAUUUUGGCUAUGAGGAUCUUGAGGAAAUUUUCGCAUGGCGGAAUGUAGGAAAUUUUGAGGAUAGCACUUUGAAGGAGACCGUAGAUUUUGAAGGAAGUACUCAUUUUUUUACUUCUUUGUUUUCUCUGAUUCGAGGGAACUACUGUAACUCCUUCCCUUAUAAUGUAGCCAAAUAAGAGAGUACUUCUGGUGCUUUGGUUAAUGCUAUAAAAUUCAAUGAAAAGGUCAAACGGAUUCCAGAAUCUCUCUAAUAUAGGGAUUGAAAUCAAGAGAAAUGAUGAAACAUUGUUAGAAUUACCUUGUGGGCUCAUGAGAAGUGGGUUACCAAGUGUCAAGGCUAUCCCUUUCUCAGUUUUUUUAAGGCAAUCCCUUCCUGAAAGAAAUGUGGGGAGGGUAAAGGUUGUGAAGCAUGUGAAGAAUUUUCAUUCGAGUAGAGAAAAACCAACCCAGAAUUAUUUGUAAUAGAUGCAAACCACACAUACAAAAAUAGGUGUGCGAGAAUUCCCUAAAGUCGAUCCAGGAUACCUUAUGGUGAGCUCAACACUCCUGGCUUACGUCCCUUAGAUGAUAUAUAUCUGCCUAGGGUUUGCUUCGAGCUUUGACCUGAAGGAAAUGCUCUAAGGGCUUUGGGAACUCUCUAGAUCAUCUAUUUAGCUAGAGGCAUAUGAUUUCCCCAGCAUGCAUCCAGAGGGUUUUUCUGCUCCACUUUUUAUGACUGAACCACAUUCUGAAUGUGAUUAGUGGGCGGUCUGCUUGGGCUCCAGUUAAGUGUCAUCUUUCCCUAUGGAGGACGAUUGAAAUGACUUUCCAAUGAAGUUCAAUAAACACUCGUAAUUUCUAAGUGAAUGAGAUGAAAAUUUCUGAUAGAAGCCUUUUCUUGGAUCACCAUCCUCGUUGCAUCUCUCAAAAGAGAAUACAAAUUCCCGUGCCUUAUGAACCAUUGAGCUUCAAACAAAUAGUUUCAUGACACCCUGAUCUUUGACAAGGUUGAAUGCUCAACUAGGAGAGAACUUCAGAAAAUCCUUCACAUGUUUCCAUAAGCUAAACCUCCUUAGGAACUCAGACUUGAAAUGGAAUCUAUAUAACUCUGUGAGGGUGGCUCAAAUGCAUUUAGACUUAUUAAUUUGAUUUGGAUAUAAAAGGUCGUAUAUUCAAGAGUGAGAGAAAACCAUUUUCAUCUUCCGAAAAUGACUGACAUUGUUUUUUUUCCUGAUCUGUAAAAUGAAAAAUUGAGAAACAGUUUUUUUAUGGUAAAAAACAUAUUUAUCUCAGUCGGUUUGCAAGAACAAGAAGAAAAAGAACAAAGCAAAGAGUCUGUCGAAUUUCAAUAUUCAGUUUCGCCAAUAAGACACAGAGGUUUUCUUCCCAUUUGCAAUCACAUAUACAGGAUUUUUCAUCUCAAAGGGGUUUGCAUAUUAUGCUGAGAAAACGUCAACGGCUGCUGGGUAUUGUUCAAAGAAAAAUGAAGUACGUAAUAAUAAAUUAACUUGUCUGCUGAAUAUUCGGUGGCAAAAAAUAAGUCCAUCCGAUUCGUUUGAGCAAUUAUUGUUUUGAUUAGAUUUUAUUUUUUUUGUCAACAAAUCUCGUUUCGAAAUUACGGAUAUGUUGGUGAAAGGCAGAUAAAAUAUCUCUUUAAAAAAUUUGUGUUUUUCAUUGUUUAAAGAUCAUAGGCAUAUACUGGUAUUUUUUUUCCCGUAUUCUCCAAUAUGCUUCUGCCAAUCCACAUUGCUCUUGGACGGAAGCACAACUAUUUUAUUGCUAAUAUGUUGGUGAUGAUGCACGUAAUAUGCUUUUAUUUUGUACCCUUCUUAUGGUUGUGCUGUCAUUUUUCCUUUUAUAUUAUAUUCAUAUAAACCAUUUUGGAAUACAUUUGUCGAACAUGUGAUGAUGACUUUUUAAAAAUUUCACAGCUGGACUGGUUAACAAGAGAGGUUCAACGGAUGGCCUCUGCUCGCCCAAUAACAGUUCUCAAUGGAAAUUCCAACCAAGGUGGCAGUUAUUAUUUGCUGGGAAAUUUAUCUGAUGGUUUUUUCUGCCUUCACUCGUUUCAAAUAUGGAUCAGGAUUUUUCUGUUUUUUAUUACCUUCUCAAAUCGUGAAGUUUUGUACUUGCAUAGAAUGCAAUGUUCAUGAGCUUGAUCAUGCUAGCCAUCUGAAGUUCAAAGUUCAUAUCAUUAGCAGUUUUUCUCCUUCAACAGCCAUGCACUGUUUUCUGUUGGUUUGUGAUCACUGAUAUAAAUUGCUCUUUCAGGAAGUAUUUCUCCUCUGAUUGUGCCACUCGCCUCCUUGGGGGCAUUAGGAUAUGGAUAUCUGUGGUGGAAAGUAUGUUUUAUUUUGAAGUUCCUGUAAUAUGUACACAUAGCGUCUGAAAAUAACUGAUCUUUUUAUUUGGCCUAUUUUCAACUUGAUAGGGAUAUUCUUUAACAGAUCUUAUGUAUGUUACCAAGCGUAACAUGGCAAAUGCUGUUUCAAGCAUGACAAAACAUCUUGACCAAGUGUCUUCUGCUCUUGCAGUAAGUUUUUGUUUUACAAGUCGUGCGUAUUUCUCCUCUGCCACACCUUUAGAACACCUAUUUCCCUAUCAUGAUCACAUGUGCUUAUUGGUGUACCAUGUUCUGUUGGUGAUCUAGUUCACAUUAUGUGGAGCAUCUAGUAUUAUGAUUGGCAGAAAGCUUUCUAUUAGUUUAUCAUGGAUCAUAUCCUGAGAGUUGGAGAUCCACUUUUGUAAAUUACAUAACUGAUAGUUAUGUUUUUUCUGGUGUUAAUAACAUGAUGUAUCUCUGAUGUACAGUUGGUGAUUAUUUCAUGCUACCUUGAAUUAGGUGUGUGUGGCUAAUUUGACAUUUUCUUGUACGGUUUUCAUUUCUUUUCUCUGUCUAGGCGGCAAAACGGCAUUUGACACAGAGAAUCGAGAACUUGGAUGGAAAAGUUGACGAGCAGAACUCAAGGUUGAAGGAAAUCAAAUAUGAGGUAAAUUUCUCAGCACAUACUUUAUACUUUUUUCAAGAUGAGGAUUUGCCUGAACUCGAAGCUGAGGUUUCUUAUUCAGAAAUAGCCUCGCUUUGCGCAAGAUUGUCUGGAAGUUAAAGAUGCUAAGAGAUUAAGCCCAGUGGCAAUGUAUUUCUUUGUACUUCUCAAUUGUUUUGCCUCUCUUUCUUUCAGAGGACAUCAAGCACUUCUAUCAGUACAAUUCAAUUUCCUUCUUGGUAGAAUUAUUAUGCUAUCUCUCUCUCUCUCUCUCUCUCUCUCUCUCUCUCUCUCUCUCUCUCUCUAUCAUAAUCUUCGGUAUACAUGUUACGUUUAACAGGUGACUGAUGCUAAUGGAAAACUUGGAAAGAUCGGUGAUGAUAUCAAAUCCAUUGAAGCAUUCAUUGCAAGUCUGGUGAGUCUUGUAUCUUUAAUCUGCGUCAAACUAAGAGCCCAAUUGCUGUGUAACCAAAUGCAUUUUUCUUUUGGUACAGGAUGGAAAGGUGAACUCAAUUGAAGUCAAGCAGGUAGGCACUCUUUUCUUGUUAUUCAACCUUAUAUAACUCAAUUAUAAAUUAUAUUUUGCUCCUCCAAUCGCUCACUGAUCCGUGCAGUUCGUUGAAUUUUGUCAAGAAAUGUUGUGGGUUUUUUUUUUAAUACUAAAUUUAGCUUCAGCAUAGAUAAUCUUCUCUUUGGUGAAAAAGCAUGAAAGGGUUGUGGGUUUGAUGACUGUGUUAAUAAUUUCAGCUCCCUUUUUUUUAAAAAUUAAUUCAAUAUGAAAAUAGGUGUAACCUUAGACGAAAUAAUAGAAGGAAAGUCAGAAUAGAAAUGAAAGGCGUUUUUACUGCCCUCUCAUGACAGACAAAGAUGCCUUCUCUUUCUUAAAGAGAAGUCACAGCAUCCACAAUUCCCUCUCUGAUUGUGCUCGAUUUUUUGUCCUAUCUAAUGUUCUCAUUCAUUUUCAUUUCCUCUUUGACUUUUGUGGAUUUCAGCAAGAAAAUAUAUGGUUUUUGAUAUUUGCCUCAGCUUUUAUGGCAUGAGCUAUUUCUGUCUAAUGCUAGAUUUUGCCAGACUUAUUUUAUCAGUUUUCCCUGACCUUUACUGGCCACAACUCUGGUGACAGGAUCUUGCAUGCCAGGGAGUAUUGUACCUCUGCCAAUUCGUUAAUGACAAAGGGGGGAAAACGCCAGAGUUUCUCCUGGUUUGUUCCCGUUCUUGGCCAUUAUUAACUUUCUAAGUCUUUUGAAAAUCUUAUUUCUACUGCAUCACGCAAUACCCAUGCCACACGGGUCCUCUUGUCUAGCUAGCUGUCAGCUUCAAGACUCCCAUCCCUCUGUGUUCUUGACAAGUGUUUAAAUCUCCUGUGCAGAACAUGGCUAAAUCUACUACUGGGAAGCGUAUAGGGUUCUCAGAACCCAUGAGCUUAAAGGUCGGAUGCCCUCUCGUCCUCAUCAUUUUCCAAACUUUAUGUAUUAGAUCAACUGGGUCAUCCUAAAGUUAUGAAUUCAUGUUUCAUUCACAUGGCCCAGGGCCUUCAGCACAUAGCAGAGUCUCUGGAGAGACCAAGCCCUCUACCGAAUGAAAUCCCCCAGAUUGAAAUCGAUCCCACAGAGAACCUGAAGCAACUGCCAAGGUUUGCUCCGGAUUUGUCUCCUGUGGUGCUUGUUGUUCUUGCUGGUAAAUGGCUGAUGCCAUGGAAUCUUUCUUGCAGGACGGCUUCCAUCAAGUGCUGA
This is a messenger RNA of Spirodela intermedia, 5474 nucleotides long. NCBI's taxonomy places the organism in Eukaryota, Viridiplantae, Streptophyta, Magnoliopsida, Alismatales, Araceae. The record is from the annotation of a GenBank genome assembly.